Molecule: messenger RNA, 1641 nt
Organism: Eremothecium gossypii ATCC 10895
Lineage: Eukaryota; Fungi; Ascomycota; Saccharomycetes; Saccharomycetales; Saccharomycetaceae
Gene: BOR1
Product: Bor1p
Exons: 1
Coding region: 1-1641 (546 amino acids)
Biological process (GO): transmembrane transport; monoatomic anion transport; borate transport
Cellular component (GO): plasma membrane; fungal-type vacuole
Molecular function (GO): solute:inorganic anion antiporter activity; borate efflux transmembrane transporter activity
Source: RefSeq, marked provisional
AUGCUAGGCAGUGGAGAGGAACACAAUGCGUCAAAGCAUGAGGGGAGCUCGGACUCGCAGCCUUUUGACGAGGAGCGGGCCGACAGCAUGUGUGAGAAACGACGGCGGUUCCCGCCGUUGGGCGCAGGCAUCGCCUGUGAUGUGCGUGACAGAUUACCGCAAUACUGGUCGGACUGGACCGACGCCUGGGACUACAGAGUGAUCCCGGCAGCUCUGGAAACAUACUUCAGCAAUCUGCUGCCAGCGCUCGCGUUCGCGCAGGACAUGUUCGACCACACGAACAACGCAUUUGGGGUCAAUGAGGUGUUGCUGUCGAGCGCCCUGGCUGCGCUCGUAUUUGGGGUGCUGGGCGGGCAGCCGCUGUGCAUUGUAGGCGUGACUGGGCCGAUUAGUGUCUUCAACUACACACUGUACGACAUUGUGAAGCCGCUGGGAGUGGACUACUUCGGCUUCAUGUUCUGGGUAUGCAUAUGGGCGACCGUGUGCCACCUAGCGCUUGCAGUGACCAACAUGGUGUGUCUGCUGCAAUACGUGUCUGCGUUUCCAUGCGAUAUUUUCGGACUGUUCAUCAACAUCGUGUACCUCCAGAAGGGCGUCGACAUCCUGGUGAAGCAGUUCCAGACGAAAGAGGGCUUUGACGCAGCGGCAGGCUUCGCCAGCGUCACCAUCGCGCUGUGCAUGGCGAUUUUCGGGACCGCAGGAAAGCUCUUUACGGAGACACCGCUGCUGACGCACGCGAUGCGCACCUUCGUCUCAGACUACAGCACGGUGCUCUCGGUCGUCUUCUGGACGGGGUUCACCCACUUUGGCGGCGCUCUUGGCGCAGUGGACCUGCUCCACCUCCCCGUCUCGACCCCGUUCCAGCCCACGUCCGAGACGAGAGACCAGUCCACCUGGCUCGCGUACGUGCCCAUCGCGCCGCGCUACGCGUUCCUGGCGCUGCCUUUCGGCAUCAUCCUGACCAUUCUGUUCUACUUCGAUCACAGCGUGUCCUCUCUGAUGGCCCAACGGACCCACUACCGCCUGCGCAAGGCAUCCACCUUCCACUACGAUUUCGCGCUUCUCAGCGUCACAACUGCCGUUGCAGGCGUGCUCGGCAUCCCUGCACCAAACGGCCUCAUCCCACAGGCACCUAUGCACACGGAGUCACUGCUGGUGCGCGAUCGUCAUGGCACAGUGAUCCGCUGCGUGGAACAGCGCGUGACCAAUUCUCUCCAGGGAUUACUGUUCCUCGGCACCAUGACACGCCCGCUGCUGCACUGCCUGGGCCUGAUCCCGCAGGCCGUCCUGAGCGCGCUGUUCUUCAUCAUGGCCUUCAAUGGGCUCUACAACAAUGCUAUCCUGCGCAAAAUCCUCUGGCUGUUGACCGACCCCCGCCGCAGAGAUCCGGAGAACCCGCUCAACGCCGUCCCGCUGCGCCCUCUGGCCAUCUUCACCGCCCUCGCAACAUUCUGCGCGCUCGUCGAGUUCGUUCUCACGCUCUCCAAGGCCGCUAUCGCUUUCCCUGUGGCUCUCCUGGCCACAGUGCUCCUGAGCCUCUUGUUCCCACGCUUCUUCCAGCGCGAGCAUCUGCGGAUCCUGGACCCGCCAGUGGCAGAGGAGUUUACGAUGAAGAAUCUGUUGCUAGAGAACCUUACAUAG